UUUCCAUUCAUCUCUUGAGAAUAAAGUCAUAACCUAGGGUUCAUAUGCUGCCUUCACCCUCCUCUUCCUCUCCCUUGAGUUUUUCUGAUCCUGAUUAAAUUGGAGAACACCUUGUGUGAUGUAGUAAUGUUUUUUCUUGGUGGCAAUGCUUUAUGGGCCUCACUGAUGCAAUGAGCUUGUUAUUUGCGGCUGCUGUUUGGUGUGCUACUUACGCAUUGGUUGCAGUUCUUGGAGUCUUCCGGGCCUUCCAUUUUCUCUGAACAAUCCAUUUCCAGUUGACUGUUGGGGUCUUCAGUAAUAGAUUGAAGGCAAACAAAGAGAAGCUAUCAUGGGCUAUGCACAACUAGUCAUUGGCCCUGCUGGCAGUGGAAAGUCGACAUACUGUUCUAGCUUGUACCAACAUUGUGAAACUGUCGGCCGAUCAAUUCAUAUAGUAAACUUAGAUCCUGCUGCAGAGAAUUUCGACUAUCCUGUAGCCAUGGAUAUUAGGGAGCUCAUUUCUCUGGAGGAUGUUAUGGAGGAACUUGGAUUAGGUCCAAAUGGUGGUCUUAUUUACUGCAUGGAGCACCUAGAAGAAAAUUUGGAUGACUGGCUAACAGAGGAGUUGGAUAAUUACUUGGAUGAUGAUUAUUUGGUUUUUGACUGCCCAGGUCAGAUUGAACUCUUCUCCCAUGUACCUGUGCUUAAGAACUUUGUGGAGCAUCUAAGGCGUAAAAAUUUCAAUGUCUGUGUUGUAUACUUACUUGAUUCACAGUUUAUAACAGAUGUGACCAAGUUUAUAAGUGGUUGCAUGGCUUCGCUUUCUGCUAUGGUUCAACUGGAGCUGCCUCAUGUUAAUAUUCUGUCCAAAAUGGACCUUGUAACAAACAAGAGGGACAUUGAGAAUUACUUGGAUCCAGAACCUCGGACACUGUUGGCAGAGUUGAAUCAGCGCAUGGCUCCACAGUUUGAAAAACUUAACAAAUCCUUAAUCGAAUUGGUUGAUCAGUACAGCAUGGUGAGCUUCUUGCCUCUUGACCUGAGAAAAGAGAGCAGUAUUCAAUACAUAUUGUCACAAAUUGACAACUCCAUUCAGUAUGGAGAAGAUGCAGAUGUGAAGGUUAAGGAUUUUGACCCAGAGGAUGACUAAAAAGCUUCAGGUUUCUUGGCUCCCACUACAAGAUUUUGGGACUCUUGAACCUGCGAUGUACCUCUUUGGUAAAUUGGAGAAAGGCAACUUUGUCACAAUUACAGUUGUAUUGUCACCUGGAAAAAUGGCGUCUCCUGAUUUCAAAUGCAUGUGUGUCGAACAAUUUUUAAAACAAGUUAGGCUGUAGUCUUCUUCUCGACCUUUUCAGUGGCAAUGAGCUAAUCUUAAGACAGCAAGUGGAAAAUAUACCAGGAAAAGAACGAGGCCUUGAGCUAAACUGCAUUUUCAACAUGAACAAAAGACUCUAGUUUGUAUGGUCUACUGCUCCCUACGAAAUGGUUUUGUCAGUUUAAACCUGUAGCAACCUAUGAAUCCGACAGGUCGGUAGUGCUAUUUGAUUGGCAUUUGGUGUGUGUAAUUGUGAUGUGCACUAGAAAAUUAAGUUUUAAUUAAAUUUAUAGCUUUAAAGCCACA
Messenger RNA from Sesamum indicum (sesame), 1603 nucleotides. RefSeq names its product P-loop containing nucleoside triphosphate hydrolases superfamily protein. The record is from RefSeq and is a predicted model, not a curated record. Gene Ontology annotation, molecular function: GTPase activity. Lineage: Eukaryota; Viridiplantae; Streptophyta; Magnoliopsida; Lamiales; Pedaliaceae.